Eufriesea mexicana is the source of this 694-nucleotide messenger RNA. RefSeq names its product vesicle-associated membrane protein 4. Gene Ontology annotation, cellular component: membrane. NCBI's taxonomy places the organism in Eukaryota, Metazoa, Arthropoda, Insecta, Hymenoptera, Apidae. The record is from RefSeq and is a predicted model, not a curated record. Bases 153 to 590 code for a protein of 145 amino acids. The transcript has 6 exons. Gene Ontology annotation, biological process: vesicle-mediated transport; Golgi ribbon formation.
CAAUAGAACGAGACGGCCUGUAUCCCAGCAAUAUGGCUACGUGUCGUGUGUUCUUGUAGCGUAUCGAAGCACGCUCGAAAGUAUUACCCGUGGCGCGGCGGGUGUAACGAUCUGUGUAACAAAACGCGGCUGGAAAAUAACCGAUCCUGAACAUGUCUACGACUAGCAAAUGGGAUUUGUCCCAGGAGGACAUAAAAACUGCAGCGAAGGACGAAAAGGAGCUGCUGUUGGAGCACGACAGCGAUCAGGAUGAAAAUAUGUUAUUCAAUCGACCGAGUACCUCGUCAACCGAUACCAAGACGGAUGGCAAGAUGGAUAGCGUCAGAUUGCAAAUUCAAGAAGUGACGGAGGUGAUGAGGGAGAACGUGCAGAAGGUAAUGGAACGCGGGGAGAGGCUGGAGGAUCUUCAAGAAGCUAGCGAUCGACUGACCAUGGCUGGAAGCGAAUUUAGGGCAACCGCGAAGAAAGCUCAGCAAAGAGCAUGGCUGCAGAACUUCAAAACAAGGAUUAUCCUCGUUACUAUUACAGUGACCGUCGUCAUCUGUAUCAUCGUUCUGGACAUCAUGGUGCUUUACCUGGUUCUCAGAUAGCGAACACGGUGUAGCGAGCCUCGAUCGUUCGAUUCCAGUAUCCAUCGCCGUGAAAUAUUCAUAACCGAGGCACCCACCAGACUGAACACUACCGUUUACGAGCG